CAAUCUACGCAUCCCGUCAAGCUGCAAUAUUCAAGCCUUGACAUUGCGAAGAUGGACGCUGUUAUGGUCUAGACCAGGAUACAUAGAAAGGAACAAACUGCGAGUUUCAGAGGUCUGUUAUGACAACAUUUCCAGUUCGUACAGGUGGAGGCAGGGGGCGUGAGUAGAGUGCCAGCAGACUUCGGCAGCAUGUAUUCCGAGUGGCGCUCGCUGCAGCUGGUGGUGCAGAGUGACCAGGGCCACCUCAGCGUGCUGCACACCUACCCCACGAGCGUGGGCACAGAGGUGGCCAAUGCCGUGGUCAAGCCUCUGGGUACGGCGGUGAGCCCUGUCGCCACGGAGAACAUCCUCAAGACGGACAAGGAGGUGAAGUGGACCAUGGAAGUGCUGUGCUAUGGCCUCACCCUCCCCCUGGAGGGGGACACUGUCAAGCUGUGCGUGGACGUGUACACCGACUGGAUGAUGGCCCUGGUGUCACCCAGGGACUCGAUGCCUCAGCCCGUGGUCAAGGAGCCCAAUAUGUACGUCCAGACCAUCCUCAAACAUCUCUACAACGUCUUUGUGCCGAGGCCUGAGCAACACAGUCUAAACCACAUCAGGCUUUGCCAGCAAGUUCUGACGGCAGUCCAGAAACUGGCACGAGAGUCUGUGUCCAUGGUGAGGGAAACCUGGGAGGUGCUGUUGCUCUUCCUGCUUCGCAUCAACGACACAUUACUUGCCGCGCCCACGGUCGGAGUUGGGGUGGCUGAGAAACUGGCGGAGAAAUUGAUGGCGGUGCUGUUUGAGGUGUGGCUACUGGCAUGCGCCCGCUGCUUUCCCACGCCACCUUAUUGGAAGACGUCAAGGGAGAUGCUGGCCAACUGGAGACACCACCCUCCUGUCGUGGAGCAGUGGAGCAGAGUGGCUUGUGCCCUGACCUCCAGGCUCUUGCGCUUUACCCACGGACCGUCCUUCCCACCUUUUAAAGUUCCAGAUGAAGACGCCAGCCUGAUCCCUUUAGAGAUGGACCACGACUGUGUGGCCCAGACGUGGUACCGCUUUCUCCACAUGCUCAGCAACCCGGUGGACCUGAGCAACCCUACGAUAGUGAGCACCACUCCAAAAUUCCAGGAACAGUUUCUCAACUCCAGCGGCUUGCCUCAUGAAGUGGUGCUGCAUCCCUGUUUGAAACAGCUGCCCCAGAUUUUCUUCAGGGCCAUGAGGGGCAUCAGCUGCUUAGUGGAUGCCUUCUUGGGUAUAUCACGUCCCAGAGCGGACAGUGCUCCGCCCACCCCAGUCAACAGAAUGAGCAUGUCUCCGCCCCCCUCCAUCACCAACACCACACCCCCCCACAGCCGCAAGCAACGGCACACGGUGGUCAACAAGACCACAAGCAAGAGUUCAACUGGCAGCAGUAGUCAACCAACCAAAGCAUCCCAGCAGCACCAACAACAGCAGCAGCAGCAGCAGCAGCAGCAACAAACGUCAUCCUCCCCGACCCUGCUGUCCAGUCCCAAUCAGAGCAGUUGGGAGACUCGGCCCUUGCCGGCCCCAGCGCGGCCGAAGGUCAACAGCAUCCUCAAUCUGUUCGGCCAGUGGCUUUUCGACGCCGCGCUGGUCCACUGUAAGCUCCACAGCGGCCUCAGCCGAGACCCCAGCAUGACCGCGAUAGCCACUCAAGUAGGUCUGGAGCUGAGGAGGAAGGGCUCCCAAAUGUCCACCGACUCCAUGGUGUCCAACCCCAUGUUCGACGCCAACGAGUUCCCGGAGAGCUACGAGGCGGGACGGGCCGAGGCCUGCGGGACUCUCUGCCGCAUCUUCUGUAGCAAGAAAACUGGGGAGGAUAUUCUGCCUGUUUACCUGUCCAGGUUCUACAUGGUCCUGAUUCAGGGUCUCCAGAUCUCUGAUUUUAUCUGUCGGCCAGUUCUGGCUUCGAUCAUUCUCAACUCUUCCUCUCUCUUCUGCACUGACCUGAAGGGCAUCAAUGUGGUGGUGCCAUACUUCAUAGCUGCGCUGGAGACUAUUGUACCAGACAGGGAGCUGUCCAAAUUCAAGAUGUAUGUAAAUCCUACCGACCUGAGGCGAGCCUCGAUCAACAUCCUGCUCGCCAUGCUGCCACUGCCGCACCAUUUUGGCAACAUCAAAUCAGAGGUUCUGUUGGAAGGAAAGUUCAACGAGGAGGACGGAUGGCCUCAUGACCAGCCCGUGUCUUUCCUUUCACUGAGGCUACGUCUCGUCAAUGUCCUCAUCGGAGCACUUCAGACUGAGACUGACCCCACCAACACACAGCUCAUUCUGGGUGCGAUGCUAAAUAUUGUUCAAGACUCGGCGCUGCUGGAGUCCAUAGGUGCACAGACCGAAACAGGGAGCAUAGACGGGAGCCACAUGAGCGUGAGGAGUCAGAGUCACAGCCGCACCAACAGCGGCAUUAGUUUCACUAGCGCGGGGAGCACGGAGGCCACCAGCCCGGAAUCCGAGCGUCCCGUCCAGGCCCUGCUUCGAGACUACGCUCUUCCAGAUACGGCGGCGGGCCUGCUGGUGCGCAGCAUCCACCUGGUCACUCAGAGGCUCAACUCCCAGUGGAGGCAAGACAUGAGCAUCUCACUGGCUGCCCUGGAGCUGCUGGCUGGGCUCGCCAAGGUAAAGGUAAAAGUGGGAGUGGACUCUUCAGACCGUAAACGUGCCGUCAGCUCGAUAUGCGGGUACAUCGUGUACCAAUGUAGCCGUCCAGCUCCCCUUCAGUCCCGAGACCUCCACUCCAUGAUUGUAGCCGCCUUCCAGUUUCUGUGUGUGUGGCUCACAGAGCACCCCGACAUGCUGGAUGAGAAGGAUUGUUUGGUGGAGGUGUUGGAGAUCGUGGAGCUGGGAAUCUCUGGCAGCAAGUCCCGACAGGAGCUGGAGGUGCGACACAAAGGGGAGAAGGAGCACAACCCAGCUUCAAUGAGGGUGAAGGACGCUGCCGAGGCCACUUUGUCCUGUAUCAUGCAGGUGUUGGGGGCCUUCCCGUCCCCGAGCGGACCCGCCUCCACCUGCAGCCUGCUGAAUGAAGACACCCUGAUCCGCUACGCCCGACUCAGCGCCACAGGAGCCAGCAACUUCCGCUACUUCGUCCUGGACAACUCGGUCAUCCUCGCCAUGCUGGAGCAACCUCUCGGCAACGAACAGAACCCCAGUCCAUCAGUGACGGUUUUGAUCCGAGGGACGGCUGGCAGACACGCCUGGACCAUGCAGCUCUUUCACCAACCCAGAGGAGCUCGGGCCAAUCAGAGGCAGGUGUUUGUUCCCGAGGGCCGUCCGACCCCCAACAAUGGUGUGGGUAUCAAGUACAGCGUCAAGCAGAGGCCCUUCCCGGAAGAAGUGGAUAAGAUACCGCUCGUCAAAGCUGACGUCAGUAUUCCUGACUUGGAUGACAUCGUCAGUAAAGAGGUGGGUUGUAUGGGCUGGCCGGAGGAUUCCAGAGUGACAAGUACAGUGAUGAGUUAUUUCCCACACCUGGAACUUCAGCACGACAGGCUUCGUAUUCUGAUGACCAAGCAGAUCGAGUAUGAGAACGCCUUGGAGCGGCACAGCGAGGAAAUCUGGAAGUCCAAGCCUUACCCCGACCCACAGACGGACUGCAAACCGCCUCCACCCUCAAAGGAGUUCCAGACGGCGCGCCUCUUCCUCUCACACUUCGGCUUUCUGUCUCUGGAGGCGCUCAAGGAGCCCAACAACAGUCGUCUACCUCCUCAUCUGAUUGGCCUGGAGUCAUCGUUGCCAGGGUUUUUUGAUGACAUCAGCUACCUGGACCUGCUUCCCUGCCGACCCUUUGACACCGUCUUUGUUUUCUAUGUGAGGGCUGGACAGAAAAGCAGCCCCGAGAUCCUGAGAAAUGUGGAGUCAUCAUCCAGUGUCCAGCCCCACUUUCUGGAGUUCCUGCUGUCCUUGGGCUGGCCUGUGGACGUGGGACGCCACCCGGGGUGGACCGGCCACCUGGAUACCAGCUGGUCCCUCAACUCCUGCUCCGACGGCGACGAAACGCAGCAAACCGAGGACGCAGCUACUCCUGAGGACACAGGAGGCUCCGUGUUCAACGGGGAGAAGAAAGUGUUGUACUACGCCGACGCUCUGACGGAGAUCGCCUUCGUUGUUCCAUCCUUAACAGAACAUUCUGAGGAGUCAUCGGUGCACAGUGACUCCACAGUGGAGGCAGACACCAACGCAGACCUCAUGCCUGCUUCACUCAAACAACCCAAUCUCACCCUGGAGCUGUUCCCCAACCACUCUGAAAACCUGGAGUCUGCCAAAAAGCUGAGUCCUUUGGUGAAGACAAAGAGGUCGUCGACUGGGAAGUCUUUCCCACCUCUGGGUCCUGAAACAAAGGUGUUUGUGGUCUGGGUGGAGCGAUUUGACGAUAUCGAGCACUUCCCCUUGUCUGAUCUGUUGGCGGAAACCAGCACAGGCUUGGAAGCCAGCAUGAGCAACAGCACUUCCUGCAGGUCAGGGUUACUAGAGAAGGACGUGCCUCUGAUCUUCAUCCACCCCCUGAAGACGGGGCUCUUCAGGAUCCGGCUGCAUGGAGCCAUGGGCAAAUUUGGCAUGGUGAUUCCCCUGGUGGACGGCAUGGUGGUCAGCCGCAGAGCACUAGGGUUUCUCGUGCGCCAAACGGUCAUCAACGUGUGCCGACGGAAGCGCCUGGAAAGUGACUUGUACAACCCGCCUCACGUGAGGCGGAAGCAGAAGAUAACGGAGAUCGUCCAGCGCUACCGCAACAAGCAACUGGAGCCCGAGUUUUACACCUCGCUCUUCCACGAGGUGGGGGAGGGAAAGCCUCACCUCUAACCCCCCCAACCCCCGCCAUGUCCUGUCCUAACACUGGCUCACACACACACACACACACACACACACUGUACACACACACAGAAUCUUUAUAUUUAUACUGUACUGUUUUGUUAUUUAUAUGAAUACAUAUAUCAACACUGUCUGCCUUUGACUCCGAGAGCAAAGUGUCAAAACCACGCCGAGGUGGAAUGCGCUGCAUUUCUGUGUCGCAGCCUCUCGCUGAAGUUUCCAGCGGCCGAAGUUCAGCGGUGACUGUCUCUCUUCAUUUAAGGUUCACGCUUCGUGUUUGUCAUUAACUGCAAUACAAUAGUUACACUGUUGGCCUUUCUGAAAUUGUAAAAAACUUGUCCUUUUAAGCCCCUGUUAUACAAGUGGAUGGUUUGGUAAUACAAAUGUGUACUAAAUCCAGAUCUGCAUAUCUGUUUAUGUUUUUUUUUAAAAAACCAAACAGAUUUUCGGAGUCGGAUUUUUGCCCCCGUUUUUACAAAGAUACUAAUCAUCCACUGCUAAAGUCUUCCUUCCUCCCGCGUGUGAAACACACACAUUCGGCCAUCGCAGCAGCUGACUGAGUACUUUCUAUACAUUUUUAUUUUCCAGAUGGUUUCUGGGACUCCUACGUUGUUUUACUGUAUGCGGGGGGGGGGGGUCAUUUAUUGAACCUGCGCUCGUCUCCUUUGCCUGCCUGCGUGUGCGUGUGCGUGUGCAUGUGCGUGUGCGUGUGUGUGUGUGGUCAAAUCAUUUACACUACAAGGUGUGACCGCUAAAAAAAUAAGAUUAAAAAACGGCAUUUAAAGAUCGGGGAACUUCCUCGAGACUACAACUGGUUUACUCUUUAACGCUUGGUAACAUUUGAGUUUACUGAUAAUGAGUCGCCACAGAGCUCCUGCAGUUUGCACUUGACGUUUGGAGGGCUGAUAUGAAGUGACCGCAAGAGAAAUUUUUAGGUUUGAAAGAAGAUAUGUAACUUGUCAGAAAUACUCAGUUUGGAUAACAGAAAUUAAACCUUUCUUUUUGUUCUUAUUUUCCUCACAAUUUGUCUCACUUUUGUUUACUCACUGUACAUCUGGUUUCGCACCUGUAACAAUGUGAAUUUAUUCAUCACAGCGGAUGAAAACAGGGCAAACACCUCUAGUUUCUUAGUUCUAUUGGAGAAGUCUUAAUGCACUGAGCACGUUUUCUGUUCCUUUUCUAUUCCCUUUGGUUCCCGUACAUGUCUUCUUUUACUCUGGUGCAGCCCCCCUGCUGAAGGACGACUUUUUUCUUGCGGACAAUGAAUGAAGGAAGAGGCACCGUGGAGUUGUUGUUUUUUAACCUAUCAUGUCUAAUAGUGACUCACUUUUUAUGACAGUGCUUUGUGCACAUGCCUUUUUUUUUGGGAAGAAAAAAGUAAAUUUGAAUAUGCUUCAAAAACUACAUACAAUCAGUCAUAACUUGUAUUCUAUGUUACUCCUCUGAUGUUUGAUCAUAUUUAAAGAAUUACCAUGUACAGAAGCGGAGGAUGAUAUGUAAAUAUAUGAUAGUGUAAGGCAUUUACAAGUUGUCUGUUGCAUUCCUCAUCCAUGAGACAGCGAGAAAAGGUGUGUGUGUGUGCGCGCGUGUGUAUGCAAGCAAUUUAUGUGUGGGAGCAUCACAAUGGGUGUUGAAUGUAACAUGCAUCAAUUAAAACUAUUAUUGACAUUUUAA
This is a messenger RNA of Cyclopterus lumpus (lumpfish), 6483 nucleotides long. RefSeq names its product ral GTPase-activating protein subunit beta-like. The record is from RefSeq and is a predicted model, not a curated record. Gene Ontology annotation, molecular function: GTPase activator activity. The transcript is spliced from 31 exons. Gene Ontology annotation, biological process: activation of GTPase activity; regulation of small GTPase mediated signal transduction. NCBI's taxonomy places the organism in Eukaryota, Metazoa, Chordata, Actinopteri, Perciformes, Cyclopteridae. The coding region runs from base 190 to 4800 and encodes 1536 amino acids.